This is a messenger RNA of Acipenser ruthenus (sterlet), 2645 nucleotides long. Its product is annotated as adaptin ear-binding coat-associated protein 1-like. Bases 86 to 1009 code for a protein of 307 amino acids. Gene Ontology annotation, biological process: endocytosis. Gene Ontology annotation, cellular component: membrane; clathrin vesicle coat. NCBI's taxonomy places the organism in Eukaryota, Metazoa, Chordata, Actinopteri, Acipenseriformes, Acipenseridae. The record is from RefSeq and is a predicted model, not a curated record. The transcript has 8 exons.
UGGCGCCUUUUUUCUCUCGGUGGCGGUUUUCCCCGCUCACGGCUGAACAAGCUGAUUUUUUUAGUUCCUAUUUAGCAGUGCAAAGAUGGCAGAGAGCGGCUACGAGUCGGUGAUAUGUGUAAAGCCGGAGGUGCACGUCUACCGCAUCCCGCCGAGGGCGACGAACCGGGGCUACAGGGCUGCAGACUGGAAGCUGGAUCAGCCGUCAUGGAGUGGGAGAAUGAGGAUCACUGCGAAGGGGAAGAUUGCAUACAUUAAACUGGAGGAUAAAACAUCAGGGGAGCUGUUUGCCCAGGCGCCGGUAGAGCAGUACCCAGGGAUCUCGGUGGAGAGUGUCACUGACUCCAGCAGAUACUUUGUUGUUCGCAUCGAGGAUGGAAACGGACGUCACGCUUUUAUUGGGAUCGGAUUCGUGGAUCGAGGGGAUUCCUUUGACUUUAACGUAGCGCUUCAGGAUCAUUUCAAAUGGGUGCGGCAGGAGGGAGAGCUGGCCAAGCAAGCGCAGAGUGGGGAGAACGCCGGCCCCAAACUGGACCUCGGCUUCAAGGAGGGACAGACCAUCAAAAUCAACAUCGGGAAUAUAAAGAAAAAAGAAGACAAAACAUCUAAGUCCCGACCAGCAGGCAGUGGCUUUUUACCCCCUCCCCCUGGAGGGAAGGGCAUUGGUGUGAUCCCACCCCCAGCAAGCCAGCCUCCUGGAAUCAUUGAGCCACCUGUGUCUCAGACGCCACAGACAUCUACUUCAGCAGACGUGCUAUUUGAUCUCAGCCCCCCGGCCCCCUCCAGCGGGACUGAUAUGUGGGGUGACUUCGCCGCUGCCCCCAGGUCAGUUAGUCUGAGAGGGGCAAUGGGGGCAUUAAUCAUCUGGGUGAUGUCAUUUCACCUCACCAUCUUCAUUGUGCAGUCAAGACAAACUUCUGCGCUCAGCUCCUGGUCAGACCCCUCAGACACCAAACUGGGUCCAGUUUUAAUGGAUCCCAGAUUUCCCGGUUUCACAUUCCCAGGAUGAGGGGCUCGUUUGCAGUGAGGACCAGCGUUUUUACUGCCGGUCGGCGCUGUGGGAUUGGGGAUCAGAUUUGGAGCACUUCGAUUCUGGUAUCGCUCCAGUUAACUUGGUGUUCACUUUUGUGUUUUACGUGGUCCGGCCCGACCUGAAUCUGUAGUUCAAAGGAGAAGUUCACUUUCUACUAUGAAUCAAGGUAAAAUGUGUCCUGGGGAAAGAAAGUUGAGGAAGAUAUCAUCUGGAAAAAUGCAUUGCAUAAUACAAAUAUAAACCAGCCAGUAUCACUGUGGAAAUCUGCCCUCUUCCCACUAAAAAACACUUAAUUAAAAUGAAUGAUUACCAAGCUUUUCUGCAGUCAUUUAACCCAAGGUGCUUUCAGUCUGGAUCAGCGAUUGCAUUCUAUAUAGAAAACCAACACAAGAGUGAACUGAACCAGCUUCGACCCCAGAGUGAACCAGUCCCAAUUGAACAGACAUCUUUAUUUCUCAGAUACUGGGAGUCUCUCUGCCGGUAGCAGGAUAUUUUUUUUUUUCGGGUUUAAAUUUGGGAAAGUUUAACCCUGUUUCCUGAUUCCAGGGAAUUCCUUUAACUUCCAUUCCAUCCCCACGUCCCUUUCCCCCCAAAAAACAAAAACAAUUUUACCCUCAGGCGUUAAGGCUGUGGAUCGCGUAUUGUAUGCUCUCGAAAAACAUGAUCUGCGCAAGUUCAAAAUCGAUCUGUUAUAUUGAAGUUUUGAGCCCACUAAAAAGAUUCAAUUCUAAUGAUGCGAGACAGCUGUGCUUGUGUGAGGGCACAGAAACCUCACCAUGGAUCGCAUGUUACAGUAUUCUAAAUUGACAUUAAAUAUUCAUGUAUAUCACAAUGCAUUUUAUAUAUAUGUUUUUUAUCUUCCAGAAUAUUUUUUUAAAUAUACUGAAAUAUCUAAAAGUCAUAUGAAAUGUGUUUUGCUAUUUUUCCCCCUUGUGUGAGUAGCCCUCCAAGGCAGCGAUCUUUGAGCAUCACAGCACCUUAUCACGACUGUGUAAAAUGACAGUGUGCCUGUUUGUCUUGAAAUGUUUUGCAAAGAGGCUUAGGAAGGUAUUGCACUUUCUAAGCUGAAAUAGUGCUAAGGAUGCAAUUUAGUAUUCCAGGAAUGUGCAGUCCCCAGGCCAAAAAUAAGAGAUCUGUCUGUCAUAGAAACUGGAACCUUUACAAAUAAGCAAGUUAUAGGAAAACAUUAUAUGUUGUGUUUUUUUUUUUUUGGGGUUCAAUUUCUACUAAUACCACUAACAACAAAGCGUGAUAGGCACCAUACCUUGAGCGUUCCCUAAUGCAGUUCAGUGUUCUGACUUGAAGGACCACGUGGUUAAUGGGUCUUAAUAGAGGAAUUCUGCUGUUUAAUUGAAUUGUCAUAGCAGUACCAGUUUUCUGUUCUGACGUUUUAAGUACGUGAGUUUUUAUGAAGCUACUUUUUAAUGUAAAACCCAAAGCUUGCAGCUACUUGUGAGGCACAGCAUUUUCCCCGAAAUAGAGCAUUCUGCAUGUUGUAAAAUAUCACUUUUAUUGUACAGUUGAGGUGUGUAGCCUAAUGCUAAGUCGAAAAUAAGUGGUAGGUUAUAAAAUUACUAUGCACAGACCCAUUAAAAAAAAAAAAAAAAGAUUU